This is a messenger RNA of Eurytemora carolleeae, 1725 nucleotides long. RefSeq names its product autophagy-related protein 13. Gene Ontology annotation, biological process: mitophagy; protein localization to phagophore assembly site; piecemeal microautophagy of the nucleus. NCBI's taxonomy places the organism in Eukaryota, Metazoa, Arthropoda, Copepoda, Calanoida, Temoridae. Gene Ontology annotation, cellular component: cytosol; extrinsic component of membrane; Atg1/ULK1 kinase complex. Bases 112 to 1575 code for a protein of 487 amino acids. The transcript has 15 exons. The record is from RefSeq and is a predicted model, not a curated record.
CACUCAUCAAAUAUUAAUUUUCUAGAGAUAAUGAUAAUAGUGUCAAGGCCCGAGAAUCUGUAAACAUGACUUAAUAAUUCAGGGGAGAGCCCUACUAGGGCAAAUAGCAAUAUGUCCUCCACCCUCACCCCUACCCUCACACAAGCAAACAAGAAGGACCUGGACAAGUUCACCAAGUAUCUAUCUAUCAAAGCAGUCCAGCUGGUGGUACAGUCCCGCCUGGGUGAGAAGUGCUGUGCCCCGUCUACUCCUGACGUGUCUGCCGGCACAUCCUGGUAUAAUCUAGCCAUCAAGGAUAUACCAGAGGUUCUAUCAGAGACUAAGAGAUGUAUGUCAGGCCAUCUCCCAGCUCCAGGUCGACCUCUAGUCGUUGAGAUCUCCUUGAAGACGGUAGAGGGGGAUAGUUUAGUACUGGAGUGGUGGAGGUUGGCUGUCAUAGCUGGUGGAGAUCCAACGAUAAAAGUAACACAUGGCGUGUAUAACCGCAUGGGUCUCCUGUUGAAAUCACUGAUAACCGUUACCAGAGUUACCCCUGCCUACAAGCUGUCCAGAAGACAGGGACAGGACAGCUAUGUUAUCUGCUACAGAAUAUUCUUGGGUGAACCCCCAGAUCCUCCGGACCUUGGAGAGGGAGCACUUACUGCACGUGUUGGACAGGCACGUUCGGAUGUUUAUUGGAUACUAGCUGAAGGGCCCGAAAGAACAAGUAUGACAAUAGCACCGAGGCCCUCUUCCCUUCCCAUCCUCGUUAAAUCUGACCAUUUUGAGGCUCGUGAUCAACCUCAUAGAACAAACAAAAGAGAAUACAGGCACUCUGAGAGUAGUGAGCAGGGGGUUACAAGUGAUGAUAGUCAAGAGAUGAGAUUUUUUGCUACCUCGCCACCGGAUAGAUUUAAACGGAUGGAUGAGGAAUCAAGUGAGAGAUUAAAGUUUGGAGCGUUUGCUCGAACUGAGAGUUUACCGUGUCUAGAGGAGGAACUACAGGAACCAUUAAUGAACCUUCUUCCAAGACCAAGACCUGGAUCUGCGGUUAGCGUAACUAGCGGAGAAACAAGCGGAACAGACAGUCAUACAGACACACAGUUCCUGAUGUCGAGUGAUAGCGGUAAAUUAGCGGAACGAAGCAUGGAACGCGGGGCGGUAUCGGAUCGAGGGGUUGGAACAGAAAGAGGAGGAAGAGGAAGAGUAGCAUCACUAGGAAGUCAAACUACGGGUAUUAAAAAAUGUUUGGCGGAUAUUUUGAAUGAAGAAAAAGAGAACACAAGAAGAUUAAGUGGAGCAUCAGUGUUCGGAACCUCAGAGCUGGAUAAGGAGUUUGUGAUGGUUGAUCUGAAAACACCAUUUGCUCAACCCUCCUCAUUCCCGGAAGGCGGACAAACCUCAGGCGGUGAUCCUUCUCUUGGUUCUUUCUUUAAGGAGGUUUCUGCAGCUCCGACCCUCCUGUCUCUUCCCCAUUCCGGAGCUAUCCAAGAAACCCUGGACAGCUGGAGCUCUCAGCUCAAUCAGUUUGAGUCCAACCUAGAGGAAUAUAGUGAGCUAAUCGAUGAUCUAGGCUCAGCUAGUGAACAGGACUAGAUUUUCAAACUGUUGGCUCAUUCAAGAAAAUAGAAUUGGAAAGUCUUCAACAAUAUUAAAGAGAACAGUGUAUGUACCGUACUGCUUGCUGCACCUGUACACACGGAGUACAGCGUAUGUACAAAUCUUGUUUCUUAUUGUAACAUUUAA